Molecule: messenger RNA, 1737 nt
Organism: Fukomys damarensis (Damara mole-rat)
Lineage: Eukaryota; Metazoa; Chordata; Mammalia; Rodentia; Bathyergidae
Gene: Pcdhb2
Product: protocadherin beta 2
Exons: 2
Coding region: 175-1737 (520 amino acids)
Biological process (GO): homophilic cell-cell adhesion
Cellular component (GO): plasma membrane
Molecular function (GO): calcium ion binding
Source: RefSeq, a predicted model, not a curated record
UUACCAAGAUACUCAGUUAAAGAAGCAAAGCAGGAAGAGGAGCCUUUCUAAGGUGGUUGUUCCAGAAUAUCAAGGUCCUAAGACUUUCCAAUUAUCCCAGUAUCUGUGAGGUAUUAGGAGAUCAGCGACAACUUGAGCUGGAGCUGAAGCUGAUUUGCUGGGAGAGCAGAGGUGAUGGAGGCCGGAGAGGGAAAGAAACACAUUCGGAGACAAAGGCAAGUCCUGAUAUUCUUUGUUUUACUGGGCAUAGCUCUGGCUGGAUCUGAGUCUAGGAGCUAUUCAGUGGAUGAGGAAUCUGAGAGUGGCUCCUUUGUGGACAAUUUGUUAAAAGACCUGGGGUUGGAGAUAGAAGAAUUAGCUGUGCGGGGCCCCCGUGUCGUUUCGAAGGGGAAAAAAAUGAGUCUACAUUUAGACAGACAGACUGGGGAUUUAUUAUUAAAUGAGAAACUGGACCGGGAGGGACUGUGCGGCUCCACCGAACCCUGUGUAUUACCUUUCCAGGUGUUAUUGGAAAAUCCCUUGCAGUUUUUUCAGGCUGAGCUACAGAUUAGGGACAUAAAUGAUCAUUCUCCAGUGUUCCUAGACAAAAAAAUCAUUUUGAAAAUUUCAGAAAGUAUCCCUCCUGGAACCACUUUUCUAAUAGAACGUGCUCAGGACUUAGAUGUAGGAAGCAACGGUCUCCAAAAUUACACAAUCAGUGCCAAUUUCUACUUUCAUCUUAAAUUACAAGACAGUCCCGAAGGCAUAUUACCGGAGCUGGUGCUGGACAAAGCACUGGAUCGCGAAGAACAGCCUGAGAUCAGGUUAACCCUAACAGCCCUGGAUGGUGGGACUCCACCGAGAUCCGGCACCGCCCUGGUCCUCAUUGAAGUACUGGACAUCAAUGACAAUGCGCCUGAGUUCACAAAGCUGCUCUAUGAGGUGCAGGUCCCGGAGAACAGCCCUGUAGGAUCCCAGGUUGCUGCUGUCUCUGCUAGGGAUUUGGACAUUGGAACCUAUGGACAAAUAUCGUAUGUAUUUUCCCAAGCUUCUGAAGACAUUCGCAAAACUUUUCAAAUAGAUGCAAAUUCGGGAGAACUUCUUUUAAAACAGAAACUGGAUUAUGAAUCAGUUCAGACUUACACAGUAAAUAUUAAGGCAAUAGAUGGUGGGGGCCUUUCUGAAAGUUGUGUAGUGUUUAUCCAAGUGAUGGAUUUGAACGACAAUCCUCCAGAACUAACCAUGUCCACCCUUAUCAAUCAGAUACCGGAAAACUUGCAGGAAACCAUAAUUGCUAUAUUCAGUGUUUCAGAUUCUGACUCCGGAGACAACGGAAAGACAGUUUGCUACAUCCAAGAUGAUCUUCCUUUCUUCCUAAAACCCUCUGUGAAGAAUUUUUACACUCUUCUGACAAACACAGCCCUGGACCGAGAGAGCAGAUCUGAGUACAACAUCACCAUCACGGUCACCGACUUGGGCACACCCAGGCUGAGAACCCAGCACAACCUAACCGUGCAGGUCUCCGACGUCAACGAUAACGCCCCGACCUUCACCCAGGCCUCCUACACCCUGCUGGUCCCCGAGAACAACAGCCCCGCCCUGCACAUCGGCACCGUCAGCGCCACGGACAGAGACUCGGGCGCCAACGCCCAGCUCACCUACUCGCUGCUGCCGCCCCGAGACCCGCAGCCCGCAACUUUCAAUGUAGCUUGGCACGGCAUUUUUAAGAAUUUUCUGGUGAAUUUAGAAUUUGAUUAG